GGUCCGUCUGCGAACGUGUUCCCCUGGCUGCGGCCGCGCGGAGUGGUCCUAGGGGCUGGCUUCAGGCUCCUCCGCAGCCUGGCGGGUCCCGGGCGGGCGCCGAGAUGCGCGCCCUCCUCUGCCUGUUCCUGGUCUUCGCUGGCUGCACCUUUGCCUUGUACUUGCUGUCGACUCGACUGCCCCGCGUACCGACACGGGGCUCCUCAGAGGACACUGAAGGCAGGUCACUGUGGUUCCCCUCUGACCUGGCCGAGUUGCGGGAGCUCUCCGAGGUCCUGCGAGACUACCGGAAGGAGCACCAGGCCUACGUGUUCCUGCUCUUCUGCAGUGCCUACCUCUACAAGCAGUGCUUUGCCAUCCCUGGCUCCAGCUUCUUGAACGUUUUAGCUGGUGCUCUGUUUGGGCCAUGGCUAGGGCUUCUGCUGUGCUGUGUGUUGACAUCGGUGGGUGCCACGUGCUGCUACCUGCUUUCCAGUAUGUUUGGCAAACAACUGGUGGUCUCCUACUUCCCUGAUAAAGUGGCCCCACUGCAGAGGAAGGUGGAGGAGAACAGAAACAGCUUGUUUUUUUUCCUACUGUUUUUGAGACUUUUCCCCAUGACACCAAACUGGUUCUUGAACCUCUCGGCCCCGAUUCUGAACAUCCCCAUUGAGCAGUUCUUCUUCUCUGUUCUUAUCGGUUUGAUCCCCUACAACUUCAUCUGCGUGCAGACAGGCUCCAUCCUGUCCACCCUCACCUCUCUGGAUGCACUUUUCUCCUGGGGGACUGUCUUCAAGCUGUUGGCCAUCGCUCUGGUGGCUCUAGUUCCUGGAACUCUCAUUAAAAAGUUUAGUCAGAAAGACCUGCAUUUGAGCGAAACAAGCAACACCAAUCAUCUAAGUAACAGAAAGGGCAUGUGAUCCGGGGCUUGGGCGCUGGGUCCCUGUUGCCCGUGUGUGUAGCGGGUGCGGUCCUCGACAGCCUGUCACUGUUUUUUUGUCAUCCUCAACAGGUGGUUUGGACAGUGUUCAUCUGUGUGCAGUGUCUUGUCAUAAAGGACACUGCUCUAGAGGGCGAAUUAUACCAGGUUUAGUAGGACACUCUGUCAAAUGGAUAGCCUCUUAGAAAAUCGUUUAUGUUUUAUCGACAAGGAGCUCGGGGAAGUCUGCUGUGUUCGUCUCUUGCCAAGCCCUGAGCCGCGUCGGGGGAGCAUGCUGACCCUCCCUGUCCAGAGCGCCUCUUUGCAACGUGACAGGCUGUUGUGACAGGUGUUCUGUUAAGUCCCUGGUGUGUGUUACUAGUGUAAACGAUGGCCUGUGAACCCGUGUCACUGACCUCACUCUUCAUCUUGUUAGUCCCGUGAACAGUGUUUCUUCUGCACUUUUUUUGCUGAUGACCUACCUCUUCCGUAAACCAAGGGGAAGACGCCACCAAACUGCUUAGCACUUCCACGUGCCCCUCAGAUGCAGUGACUUCCGUGACGCCCUUUGUGUCCAGGCACUGGUGUCCUCGUGUGUGUCACGUUUCCUCUUGGUGGCACAUCCUGACAAUCACGGUGAUUGCAAUCCCCGAGACAGACGAUUAAAUAUGAGUGGAGCAAACUCUGUAUUUUAUGGAUAUGGUCGGGAGAAAUCCCUGUCCACCUGGACAGUGCAGGGCCCUUGACUCACCCGGACCAAGUGGCCAUCAGUACAUUUUCUGAUCUGUCCUUUCUGGGUGGCAAGCCCUUCUCUGCCCUGCCGGGGGAUGGAUUCAGUGCAGUCAGACAUGAGCUGGUGUAUCCUCCGAGUGCUUUUCAGUUUGUCAUUUGCCAAGAAUAACUUGAGGAAUAGUGAUAUUUUAUCUUCUCAUUCUGAGAGGAAAACUUGGGUUGAGGUCACUUUGUUCUGUAGUGUUUCAAUUACCUGUAGCCGCCGUUGCUCCCUGAGUCAGCAUUAUUGAAUUGGCACAGACCUGGGUUAGUACUUCCCAGGGCAGAAGGACCUCCGCACCUACACUGACCAGCUGUGGGAUCCUGUCCCCUGCAGGAAUAGCUCCGUUCUCACCAGAACUGUUGCCCCUGGGCAUGGUCUGCUGGGUUUUUGAUUUGGCUUGGCCAAGAAUCUUGCCGAGGUUUUAAUCUAGGCCACAUGUUCAACAUGAAUUCUUGAGAAUGAAUUCCCAAGCAUUGUGUUUUGUACUCAUAUGACCCAAAACAACGAAAACCACAACAAAGAAGUGUUGCUUUAAAAGAAGCUUGAUAACAAGGGUGGGAUUGAAGAGGAGGCCGACCAGACUUUGGAAUCCGUGGCUGUAUUCCCGGAGGAGGGGAAGGGAGGGGGAGACAAGGAGGCUUUCCACACUUUUCCCUUCACUGGGAUCCUGAGAUUGGUCUCCCCCCUGCACCCUUCAUAAUCAUGCAACAAUGUGCCUUAGCAGUUGUGAGUUUACAGGCAAAGCAAUUUCCCAAAUAAAUGGAUGUAAAUGUUU
Molecule: messenger RNA, 2448 nt
Organism: Phyllostomus hastatus (greater spear-nosed bat)
Lineage: Eukaryota; Metazoa; Chordata; Mammalia; Chiroptera; Phyllostomidae
Gene: TMEM41A
Product: transmembrane protein 41A
Exons: 5
Coding region: 105-899 (264 amino acids)
Source: RefSeq, a predicted model, not a curated record